AUGUCUCUCAUAACCCCGUCAAGGGAGCAGCGAUAUGAUCGCCAGUUGCGUCUUUGGGGUGAUAGAGGCCAGGAAAUUUUAGGGGACACCAGCGUCUGUCUAUUAGGGGCUGGCGCAGUUGGAUCAGAGCUGCUUAAAAACCUGGUUUUACCUGGUAUUGGGAGCUUUACAAUCGUCGACGAUGCUCUUGUCACAAGAAAGGAUUUGGGGAGCAAGUUUCCUAGGGCCCAAGCUGUUGCUGAACUCCUCUCUGAAUUAAAUACCGAUGUUCGGGGGAAUUUCAUUGUAGAAAGCCUUGAUAACUUACUGGAGAAUGACCCAGACUUUUUUCUUGGAUUUGGUGCAAUUGUUUAUACUGACAUCCGGGAGAACCAACUUCUGAGAAUUAGUCGAAUCGUUUCUCCUGCUCAUAUUCCCAUCGUCGUAUGCAUCAGCGUCGGUUUUAUUGGAUUUCUUCGUGUGUCAGUGCCGGAGCAUGCUAUUAUUGAGUCACAUCCCGAUGCGAUCAAGCCCGAUCUUCGACUUGACAAUCCCCCGGAGGCUUUUGUCCGCUUGGUUAACGAACCAGAAAAUGAUAUAGAGGCCCUUCCAGCGAGUGAGCUCGUACAGGUCCCGUGGCUUAUAAUAAUUUAUAAGUUUAUUCUGCGUUUUCGGCAGGAGAAGGGCCACUUUCCAGCCUCAUAUGCUGAUAAGCAAGAAGUCCGGAAAUUGAUUACUUCGGCCGCCGACUCCAUGCUGGAGAAAUGUCGUUCCCGAGGAGAGACAAUCGAGCCCCUAUUUGAGCUCACAAAUUUCCAGGAAGCAGCGCGUGCCGUAAACACAGCAAUCUCUGAAACUAAGAUUCCACCAGAGGUUACUCAGAUAUUUGAUGAUUGCCGUUGCGUAUGGUCAAACACCUGCGUACUGAGGUCACCUUCUAAAUGCCCACCAGCCAAACAUCGUAAGUCUGAAAAGACCCAGAGCCCUCUAAUGAACUUGUCGAUGGCCACAUUCUGGAAGCUCGCCAGUGCGGUAAAGGAGUAUACGUUGAAUGAAGGCCAUGGAUGCCUGCCAAUUCGGGGCGACUUGCCUGACAUGUCAUCGAGCUCCAGUCGUUAUUUGAAACUCCUUUCUGCUUAUCGAGAAAGCGCUGAAGUGGCUGUCGAGCAACUGUCAUCGCGAUUGUCACACUUAAGUGGCCUGCGCCUUGAAGACGUAAGACUUUUAGCACGCAACGCUGCGUAUCUAAGGGUAAUUAAGUUCCGCUCACUGGAGGAGGAAUUGAAGCUGUCGCCUGCGCGUUCCGACGACCUACACCUGAUCCCAACCCACGAAUGCAAUGACGCCAUCCUGUGGUACUUUAUGCUUCGUGGAGCAGCCAGCUUCUUUGCUGAACAUGGACGGUGGCCAGGCAGCCUUUGCGGUACAUCCUCGCCUGCGACGGCAUCAGGAGCCGGUGCCGACGGUGGGGAUAGCCAACUCUUCUCACAAAUAGUCGAACUCGAUCUGCCAAACUUACGGAAUCACGUGAACCGUGUCCUCACUGCAAGCGGCGUCGCCGUGAAUCGCGUCUGUGACGACUUUGUACAUGAGAUGUGCCGUUUCGGCGGCAGCGAGGUGCACUCCAUCGCCGCGUUCAUGGGCGGCAUCGCAGCCCAGGAGGUCAUCAAGCUCGUCACCCACCAGUUCGUGCCGGUCUGCCAGCCCCUCAUCUACAACGGCAUAACCCAGCAGACCGACCUACUCGAGUUCUGA
Messenger RNA from Mesocestoides corti, 1734 nucleotides. The record is from the annotation of a GenBank genome assembly. Lineage: Eukaryota; Metazoa; Platyhelminthes; Cestoda; Cyclophyllidea; Mesocestoididae.